Aspergillus nomiae NRRL 13137 is the source of this 1197-nucleotide messenger RNA. RefSeq names its product putative mannosylphosphate transferase (Mnn4). The transcript is spliced from 3 exons. Lineage: Eukaryota; Fungi; Ascomycota; Eurotiomycetes; Eurotiales; Aspergillaceae. Bases 316 to 1197 code for a protein of 293 amino acids. The record is from RefSeq and is a predicted model, not a curated record.
UUCUCUUAGAGUUUCCCCCCCAAGGUUUAGCUUUGCAUCGUUUCUCCCUGUUUCGGUUCCUGAUCGACGGUACUUGACAGGGAUACUACUCUUUUAGGAAUAUAAUAUUGGCUCCCUCCCCGGAUCCCUCGUGCGCAAAAACUGCUGGUUCACAAUCGACUUCCUUCUUACUGUUGCUCUAUAUACACAUAUUUACUCAACUUAUCAACCGACGGGUGAUCGCUAGUUCUCCCGGUCACUAUGCGCACCGAGGCGUGAUCGAUCUGCUCGCUACCCGAUCGCCCUCCUUCCUCCCUUCUUCCACCAGUUCUCGAAAUGCACCUUUGGGGCCUAUUGGCUCUCACCGGUGCGAUCUGGUCAGCGCGGACCGAGGCGUCCUCUGGUUUAUCGACGAGCAGCGCGGAACAGCAUUACGGCAAGGUCGUCAAUCACGACGACCCGGACCCCUUGUGGGACAAGUACGGCUUAAACAAAUCCGAGGAGUUCAAGUAUUUCCAUGAACCAGGCCAUGAUGAUACUCUCGGCCACUAUGAUUCCCGCUACUUUACCGAACCCGUGGCCGACGAGGAACGGCCGCAGACAAUGACCCAUAUGGUGCGCGCCUACUUGAAUUUCUUCGACGAAAAUGGAUUAGAGACGUGGAUCGCACAUGGGACGUUGCUGGGAUGGUGGUGGAACGGCAAGGUCAUGCCCUGGGACUGGGAUAUGGAUACUCAAGUACCGGAUACCACCUUGCGUCAGCUUGCCGACCGCUAUAACCAGACGGUCGUCCGAUACUCGACCAAACAUCCCGAUGAACAACGGACCUACCUCCUCGACAUUAACCCCUGGGCUCGUCAACGCGAGAAUGGCAUGGGAUUGAAUAUCAUCGAUGCGCGAUGGAUAGACAUGCAAACGGGACUCUAUAUCGAUAUCACCGGGUUGAGUAAGAUGAACCCGGAGAAGCCGAACCUAUGGAUAGACAAACACGAGCACCAGUACAGGACGGAGGAUAUCUAUCCCCUCCGGAAGACCACCUUCGAAGGGGUUGCGGCCAAAGUACCCUUUGAGUACGAUGCGAUUCUGAUCGAGGAAUACGGGAAGACUGCCUUGACCAGCACGCAUUUCCAUAACCAUACGUGGAUUCCCGAAUCGGAGGAAUGGAUCCCCGAUGAUCAAGUGGCUGAUGCCAUCGACGACGAUAAACAGUACGAGUAG